UUGCCACGGCCAACUUUCCAGUGUGACCGGACUCCACCAACAUCUCCUCCUUUCUUCCCACAGUAGGCUACCGACUCCAGCCGCAGGGCCACCGUGUGUCGGUUCUCUUUCUAAUGCCUUCUUUUCUUAACCGUGAUUAGAGAGAGAAGAGAAGAAGCGACGUGAAAGGGGUAGAACAGUGCGAGUGGGCGAAGAGAAGGCAGGGGGAGGCGGUGCAUGGAGUCGGCGGAGCCGUGGAGGGGUGAGGCAAGACCGCCUCAGGCGGAACCGAGUAGGUACGAGUCGCAGAAGCGGCGAGACUGGAAUACCUUCGUGCAAUACCUGCGGAACCAUAAGCCGCCGCUGGUGCUGUCGCGGUGCAGCGGUGCCCACGUGAUCGAGUUCCUGCGGUACCUGGACCAGUUCGGGAAGACCAAGGUGCACGUCCCCAGGUGCGCCUUCUACGGUCACCCGAGCCCGCCGGGGCCCUGCGCCUGCCCCCUGCGCCAGGCCUGGGGCUCCCUCGACGCCCUCGUCGGCCGUCUCCGCGCCGCCUACGAGGAGUCCGGCGGCUCCCCCGACACCAACCCCUUCGCCGCCCGCGCCAUCCGCAUCUUCCUCCACGACGUCCGCGAGAGCCAGGCCAAGUCCCGCGGCAUCCCUUACGAUAAGAAGAAGCGGAAGCGCGCCGCCGCCGCGGCCGGCCAAGGCCACGCUGGAGGUAAGCCUUCCUCCUCCUCCUCCACUGCCCUCAGUGGCGACAGUUCUGAUUCCGGCACCGGCGAGGGUCCCGGUGCCUCCCUAUUAGGCUCCUUUACUUCCUGAUCACUUCUCCAGACUCUCUCUCUCCUCUUCUCCGUUGUUUGUGGCUAAGGAACGAUAAAGGAAAGAAGGCCCGAGAGAUUGCAAAUCGUUUCCUCUCUCAAAGUUCUUUGAAUUGAACGCGAUGACUGUGUUUGUCUACUUCAAUUUAUCUUUCAAUGACAUUCCAUUUGAUCCGACAAAAAGAAUGUUCUCAGUACAUUCAAUGUGCUUCUAUUCCUCUACACCCUAUUCUUCCAACAUCUUCGUACCACGUGUUGUAGCGAUGAAGAGAAAAUUACCGGUCUUCCAAAGAAUCUACAAAGCAAUGCAGACCUUUUGACACCCCAGUCGUCUUCCUGUGUUGGGCAAAAAGAGGUCUUGCUGCAACUAGGUCGAACUCGAGAGGUCUUCAAUGGUCCUCUUCUGGUUCAAGCCCCAGGCCUCCCCACACCUGCGUCUCCUAUUUCUCUCUUCAGUUUGCCGGUGAUAACAGUUUGGUCUUCUCUAGCAGUAGUCUUCGCGCUCUCUCUCUCUCUCUCUAGAUUUCAGCAACAACUAUUUCUCUUUUGGAGUUCUCACUGUAUCUUCUUUGACCUUUUCUACGUUUCUAACAUAUUAUAUUUGCAAGUUACUAUGGCAUUAUUAGUGGUAUCUGUUAUGAUUAAGGUUUUGGUACGUUUGGUGUGUUGAUAAUACAUGGAAUGUAAUAUGGUAUUUUAUAAAAUAAUUAUAUUGGUUGAGUUGUUAUGAGAUAA
This is a messenger RNA of Musa acuminata AAA Group (dessert banana), 1538 nucleotides long. Its product is annotated as protein G1-like7. The record is from RefSeq and is a predicted model, not a curated record. NCBI's taxonomy places the organism in Eukaryota, Viridiplantae, Streptophyta, Magnoliopsida, Zingiberales, Musaceae. Gene Ontology annotation, biological process: response to light stimulus; mRNA transcription. The transcript has a single exon. Bases 217 to 804 code for a protein of 195 amino acids. Gene Ontology annotation, cellular component: nucleus.